CUGCGGCUGUACUCCCUGUUGGCGAGCAUUCCUACCGCCCAGUUUUACACAGCUCAGCAGCCUCAAUGUCGCAGCGCUGUCCCAUUGUUGAUGACACAGCUGCCUGCUUCGUCCAUUAUCAGUGUGUACAGGCUGUUAAUCCAAGCGACCGUCGCCAAUUCGCCCCUUUCAAGGAGUGUUCACGCGCAAAAUGGAAAUUGCUUGGCCGAGCUCCACCCUCUCCUAUUUGACUACGAGAGGCCGUCUUGGCCUAGCAGCUACUUUGUAUUAGCAGCGACCAGCGAUGGACUCAAAGGUGACCACAGUGACUCGUCUUCUUUCCACCCCCUCUCUUUCCACCCCUGUCAUUCCUCCUCUAACGGGGGCAGUACCUCGUCUGCAGCGGAGGAUUCCACAACCAGCUAGGUAUACGUUCCGACCGACUGUUGGUGAGCACACCCCGUAGCCAAGGCUACUCACAGCAACGAGCCAUGGUACCCGCCUCCACGCGCACCGCCCGUACUCAUAAUAAUGGCCGCCUUGCCCACCCAGCCCGCCGUCUCUUUCUCCUUCUCUUGUUCCCUACGGAUCGUCAAAUCGAGGUCUUGAAGGAAGUUGCUUCCAUUCGCUCUCCUCCUCUUGUUCU
Trichoderma asperellum CBS 433.97 is the source of this 625-nucleotide messenger RNA. NCBI's taxonomy places the organism in Eukaryota, Fungi, Ascomycota, Sordariomycetes, Hypocreales, Hypocreaceae. The record is from RefSeq and is a predicted model, not a curated record.